Messenger RNA from Oryctolagus cuniculus (rabbit), 2296 nucleotides. RefSeq names its product family with sequence similarity 117 member A (gene FAM117A). Lineage: Eukaryota; Metazoa; Chordata; Mammalia; Lagomorpha; Leporidae. The record is from RefSeq and is a predicted model, not a curated record.
GCGGGGGUUGGGGGGCUGUGUGGGACUCGCUAUAGGACCGAGGCGGGCGGGCGGCCGGGAGGGCGAUGGCGGGGGCCGCAGCGGGCGGCAGAGGUGGAGGUGCCUGGGGGCCCGGGCGCGGAGGUGCCGGGGGGCUCCGGCGGGGUUGCUCUCCUCCAGUCCCCGCUGGCUCCCCCCGGGCUGGGCUGCAGCCGCUCAGGGCCACGGUCCCCUUCCAGCUGCAGCAGCCGCACCAGCGCCGGGACGGGGGUGGCCGCGCAGCCAGCGUCCCGUGUUCGGUGGCUCCAGAAAAGUCAGUGUGUCGGCCUCAGCCACCCCAGGUCCGACGCACCUUCUCCCUGGACACCGUCCUCAGCUCCUACCUUCUGGGCCAGUGGCCACGAGAUGUCGAUGGGGCCUUCACCUGCUGUACCAAUGACAAAGCCACCCAGACCCCGCUGUCCUGGCAAGAACUCGAGGGUGAGCGGGCCAGCUCCUGCACGCACAAGCGCUCAGCGUCCUGGGGCAGCACAGACCACCGAAAAGAGAUCACCAAGCUGAAGCAGCAACUGCAGAGGACGAAGCUGAGCCGGAGCGGGAAAGAGAAGGAGCGAGGGUCCCCGCUUCCAGGGGACCACGCUGUGCGGGGAGCACUGAGGGCGUCCCCUCCCAGCUUCCCCUCAGGGACCCCUGUCCUGAGACUCAGCCCCUGCCUGCACAGGAGCCUGGAAGGGCUUAACCAAGAGCUGGAGGAGGUGUUUGUGAAGGAGCAGGGGGAAGAGGAGCUGCUGAGGAUCCUUGAAGUCCCCGAUGGGCAUCGGGCCCCAGCUCCUCCCCAGAACGGCAGCUGCGAUCAUCCCCUCCCCCUGCUGGAGCCGGGCAACCUUGCCAGCUCUCCCUCCAUGCCCCUGGCAUCCCCCCAGCCUUCUGGCCGAGCCAGCCGUGAGGACCACCGGGGUGCCAUGGAGGAGCUGGCAUCCAUGCCUAGCGACAAGGCUUCCUCUCCAGGCCGCCCAGCCUUCCUUGAAGAUGGCAGCCCGUCUCCAGUCCUCGCCUUCGCCGCCUCCCCUCGGCCCAAUCACAGCUAUGUCUUCAAACGGGAGCCCCCGGAAGGCUGCGAGAGAGUGCGUGUGUUUGAAGAGGCCACGUCCCCGGGGCCUGACCUGGCCUUCCUGACUUCCUGUCCGGACAAGAACAAAGUCCACUUCAACCCGACCGGCUCUGCCUUCUGCCCCGUCAGCUUGAUGAAGCCCCUCUUCCCCGGCAUGGGCUUCAUCUUCCGCAACUGCCCCUCCAGCCCGGGGUCUCCCAGGGCGCCGCCUCGGAAGGAGCCAGAGGCCUCGCCCCUGCCAUUUGAGCCAUGGCAGCGCACCCCACCAUCUGAAGACCCCGUGCUGUUCCAAAGCUCCCUGGUGGUCUGAGGGCACCACCACUCACUUUACCGCGGAGACCAGUGCCUUGGUGGCAGGCCCCUCCCGCGCUCCCCUGGCCCCACGGUGGGGGGGCUGCCCUCUCGGCCUUUGAGCACUUUCGUUUCUUGUGUCAAAGCCCCGGGUCCUCCCCCAGGUGGACACCGGCCCUCCUCAGGUGAGGGAACCUGCCUUCUCCACUAGCGGCCUGGCAGCUCACAACUCACACCUGUGUCCCUGCCGCUUCUCUCACUUGGCAGAAAACUCGCCCAGAAGGCCUCGCGUCCCCCCACCCUGGGUGUGCGUCCAGACGACUGUAGCGGCGACCCCCGUCCUUGUCACGGAGCCAGCGGCCGCCACCAAAGGAGAGGAGAUGCCACACGCCUCCUCCCUCUUCCCGCUCCCCAGACACGGGCGAGGAGGGCGGAAGGCAGAGGCCCCCUCCCCAGGCCUCCCUUCUCGUUGGAGGGGUUGACCAAAGCUGCCCUGCAGGGCCCGACACUUCCAGUGCAGCUGCUGGAGAGGGAAGCAGGUGUUUCCCAUGGGCAUUCUCAUCUCGCUCUCACCCCGACUAAAGAUUGUCUUAGCAGCAGCCCAGCGCAGCCCCGGGCGGCGGUGGGCGGGCGGUGGGCACGGGGAGAACUGGUCUUCUUCCCCUCCGCCUACCCCAGGGCUGGGCUGGAUUAGGAAAAUGCCUAUUUUUUUCGUACCAAUGUAGAAACUCUAUUUUCUCCCAAAGACACUAUUUUUGCAGCUGUUUGAAGUUUGUAUAUUUUCCGUACCGCAGAGCUUACACAAAAUUGAAGAAUGUUAAUGUUCGAAUUUCUUUACCUUGUGUUUAGAGGUUUUCAUUUUGUUUUUGGCAGAUUUUGGUGUUAAAUAGACAAAAUAAAUAAGUAUUCCCAGCA